AUGACCGACGAAAUGUCAUCUUCACAGACCCAAUUAUCUUCCGCCUCCUCCUCCACCUCCGCUUCCCCCGCGAAACUGUGCUCCAAAACCUACAAAAAAGCCUCUCAACUAUACUUGACGCGGCGGCUACCAGAUUCGCUGGAAUCGCUCCAGCCUAUUCUUACCAUACCGUCAUCACAAGAUGAGCAUCUGACGAAUGGCGAUCAUUCUGCUGCGGUCGCAACGAUUGCCACAGCUCCCAGCACCUGGAGAAUCAAGGUCUGGAAUCUCUAUAUCACUCUGCUCAGCGCCAUUGUGGACCUCGGUGCGGAAGAAGGCAAGGUGCAGUUUGGUCACAAGGAGUGGAAAGCGAUCGCGACGCAAGUGCGCGAAGGUGGUAUCUGGGAGAAUGUCGUACAAAUUGGAUAUCGGGGCCAAGAAGGCUCGGUCGAUGCCGAGGUUGUCUUUAAUCUGGCAACCCUGAUUCUAAACCACUCGUCUUCCCAAGCGCUGAAUCAACAACGCCUCGAAACCUACCUGUCGUCAUAUGGGCAACCCAACCUAGAUCUUACAGAUCGCCUACAGGAUGCAUCGAACGGACUGCAGUCAAGUCACAUCACCACUGGUAACGGGACACAUACCCCCAAAGAUCUGAAUGCCCGAGUCAGGAUCAUCGAAAUAUUCACUCUGCAUGUGCUGCCACGAAAUGGAGAAUGGGACUAUGCGCAAGAAUUCAUCAAUCUCAGCGAGGUUCUGGACGAGGAACGUAAGGAAUUGUUCCUCCAAACAUUGGAAGGUCUCAAGGAGGAAAAAGAGCGGGGCGAGAUGCGCGCCGCAGAGCUGCAGCGUCAGAAAGAUCUCGAGCUCGAGCGACAACGAGAAGAUGAGCGGAGACAGGCCGAGGAAGAAGCUGCACAAGCCGCAGCAGCGUCAACAAACGGGCACAAACGUAACGCCAGUGAAGUGGAUUAUGGGAUUGAUAAGAGCGGCUCACGCAGCAAAGCAAAAGGGUCAACCAAGUCUGGGGAGAAACUUACGUCGAGUAGCAAAGGUGGUUCCCGGUCAUCCUUGUCGUCGAAUUCCAAAAGCUCGAAAAAAGCAGGUCAAGGCUCAGCCCCGAAGCCAAGCACAGGCCACCGCGAAUAUGCUUCGCAACCUCUUCGCGAAGAUUGUUCAACGGAUAUCGGGCAACCCUAUGUCAAUAGCACGUACCUUGCUCUUUCUCCUCGGCAUUUUGAUGGCUAUGAGCAGACAAGAAUUACCGGCUCGGCAUGGCAGAAGGUCAAGGGCACUGUUGGGAUGGGUGUUAAAGUGAGCUACAUCUGA
Molecule: messenger RNA, 1305 nt
Organism: Penicillium diatomitis
Lineage: Eukaryota; Fungi; Ascomycota; Eurotiomycetes; Eurotiales; Aspergillaceae
Gene: pex26
Product: protein pex26
Exons: 3
Coding region: 1-1305 (434 amino acids)
Source: RefSeq, a predicted model, not a curated record